Prunus avium (sweet cherry) is the source of this 2633-nucleotide messenger RNA. RefSeq names its product galacturonosyltransferase 4 (gene GAUT4). Gene Ontology annotation, molecular function: polygalacturonate 4-alpha-galacturonosyltransferase activity. Lineage: Eukaryota; Viridiplantae; Streptophyta; Magnoliopsida; Rosales; Rosaceae. The record is from RefSeq and is a predicted model, not a curated record.
UUAUUAGUGAGUAGGCUUUGUCCAUCACUCAUUCAUUCCAUUUAUAUUGUAUUCAGAAAUUAUCAACAGGCGCCGACUUUGUUUGUCUAUUUUCUCUGUCUGCCCUCGCCCCAUUAUCUUUGUAAGUAAAGCUAGUAAUUUAUCCUUUGCUUUGCUUUGCUUGUAGCAGUUUUUGAAAUGUCAGUGACAGAGAGAUCCUACGGCUGAAAAAGAAGGUUUUUAAUUUUAGGAUGGAGGAAGGGAGGGAAGGAUAAUAGUCAAUCCACCGGAGAAACCUGUGAUUAGGAGGGAGGUGCGGCGGCUGUUUGCCCCAAAAGGCGAAAAGAGAGAGGAUUGGCCUCUGCCUCUGUGUGCUGGGGCUGCCUUUUUUUAAUUAAUUAAUUUAUUUUUAAAAUUUUAAUUUUAGGAAAGAUGAUGGUGAGGAAUGUGGUGAUGGUGAUGUUGUUUGUGACGGUGAUUGCUCCCAUUAUACUUUACACUGAUCGUCUUGGGUCCUUCCAGGUCUCCUCUUCCUCCUCUGGAGACGAUUUUGUUGAAGAUGUUACAGCCGUUGCUGCUAAUGCUCAUACUGGCCGUCUAAAUCUGCUUCCCCAGGAAUCAUCCACAACCCUUAAAGAACCUGUCGGAGUGGUAUAUUCCGACAACUCCACUAAUUCAUAUCCAGAGACAAAGGGGAGCUCCGCCCACCUCAAUCACUCUCAUAAAGAUGGGCCUUCAGUGGACUCCAUGGAGCAUGUAUCCGCUAGAGUGUUAUCUACCACCAACGACCAAAAUCUGUCUCAAACAGAUAAUCCCAUCAGACAGGUCACUCAAACACUUGAGCAAGGAAACCAGUUUAUGUCUGACUUAGAUGCCAAAGGAGGUGGUGCUUCUGAGCAAAAUAUUGAUAAUGCCUCUCAGACUACGGAAAUAAAGAAUGAGCGACAAUCCACUCAAACAUCCAGCAGGGUUGAUCAAAGAAAACCCAAGAAAACUAUGACUGAAAAACAGAAUGAUGAAACAGCUGUGCCAAAUGUUCGGGUACGAUAUCUUAAAGACCAGCUCAUCAGGGCAAAGGUCUACCUAUCUCUUCCAGCCACAAGAAACAACCCCCAUUUCACAAGGGAGCUUCGACUGCGAAUAAAGGAAGUUCAAAAAGCACUUUGGGAGGCAACCAAGGAUUCUGACCUGCCAAGGAACGCCUACGAUAAGUUGAAGGCAAUGGAACAGACGUUGACUAAAGGUAAGCAGAUUCAAGACGACUGCGCCGCUAUGGUGAAAAAGCUUCGAGCUAUGCUUCAUUCAAUGGAAGAGCAACUCCGGGUGCACAGGAAGCAGACGUUGUUCUUGACACAAUUGACGGCAAAAACACUUCCCAAGGGACUUCACUGUCUUCCAUUGCGCCUUACCACUGAAUACUAUACCUUAAAUUCUUCUCAACAGAUCUUUCCCAAUCAAGAGAAACUAGAAGAUCCCCUGCUGUACCAUUAUGCACUAUUCUCAGACAAUGUAUUGGCUGCAGCGGUUGUUGUAAACUCAACUGUCACCCAUGCUAAGGACCCUGCAAAUCAUGUUUUCCAUAUUGUCACUGAUAGGCUCAAUUAUGCUGCAAUGAGAAUGUGGUUUUUAGUAAAUCCGCCGGGCAAGGCCACUAUUCAGGUUCAAAACAUUGAAGAAUUUACAUGGUUGAAUUCAAGUUACAGUCCGGUUCUGAAGCAGUUGGGUUCUGCAUCCAUGAUAGAUUAUUACUUUAGGACUCAUCGGGCCAAUUCUGAUUCAAAUUUGAAGUUUCGAAACCCAAAGUACUUGUCUAUCCUGAACCAUCUCCGCUUUUACCUUCCAGAGGUCUUUCCAAAGCUCAACAAAGUUCUGUUCCUGGAUGAUGAUGUGGUUGUGCAGAAGGAUCUUACUGGGCUCUGGGCCCUUGACUUGAAGGGAAAUGUUAAUGGGGCUGUGGAGACUUGUGGAGAAAGCUUCCAUCGCUUUGAUCGGUAUCUUAACUUUUCAAAUCCUCUUAUCUCAAAGAAUUUUGAUGCUCGUGCUUGUGGAUGGGCAUAUGGAAUGAAUAUCUUUGAUUUGGAGGAAUGGAAGAAGCAAAACAUCACAGAGGUGUACCACAGAUGGCAGGAGCUGAAUCAUGAUAGACAAUUGUGGAAGUUGGGAACCCUACCACCUGGGCUCAUAACAUUUUGGAAACGCACAUACCCACUCGAUCGCUCCUGGCAUGUGCUGGGCCUUGGUUAUAACCCUAGUGUUAACCAGAAGGAAAUUGAUCGAGCAGCUGUUAUACACUAUAAUGGUAACAUGAAACCGUGGCUUGAGAUAGGCAUACCCAAAUACCGAAAUUACUGGGUAAAAUAUAUUGAUUAUGAUCAUAUGUAUAUGCGAGAGUGCAAUAUCAAUCCAUAGAAUGGCACUUAUGGUAUGUUUGAAGUGUUCUGCGCAACACCUUCCUUCUAAGCUGUAAAAUGUGACAGGUUUGCCUCUCUCUCACUCUCCCUCUCUUUGUAGGCACUUUUUGUUCUAAAGUAUCAGCUUCAAAGCUUUAUUCUUUCUGUACACAUUUUGAAUAUUGUUUUUUUCGUUUCAUUUUUACUAACUAGGCAUUUCAUGUUGGAGUCAUAAUUUAUGAUUACAUAUCUGCAGAACUCACA